Salvelinus sp. IW2-2015 is the source of this 4259-nucleotide messenger RNA. Its product is annotated as beta-1,3-galactosyl-O-glycosyl-glycoprotein beta-1,6-N-acetylglucosaminyltransferase 7-like. NCBI's taxonomy places the organism in Eukaryota, Metazoa, Chordata, Actinopteri, Salmoniformes, Salmonidae. Gene Ontology annotation, molecular function: acetylglucosaminyltransferase activity. Gene Ontology annotation, cellular component: membrane. The record is from RefSeq and is a predicted model, not a curated record.
CACAAUGGCUAAGCUCGUCGCGGGCUGCGUUCAAGAAAACCUCGCUAGCUUGAUAUGCAGCUAGCUAGCAGCUAGGCUAGCUGCAACGCCAAAUAGCUCCUCAGACCCAUCCUUGGUCAGCAGGAUCACUGGGAAGAGAUAAGCAGUCCCAGAAACUGAUGCCAACUGCUACAAACUUUCCAAACAAAAACCGAGCUCUUCCUCAUUACGCAUUCAACCGAAGUGGGGAGGCCAUUAAAUUGUGGAAUAAUGGAAGAAAAAAUUACUAUUCUACUCAAAUCAACAGCUUCUGUUGUGUUCUUUCCCUCUUUCAUAAAAACAAAAAAAGAGACCUGUGCAUUACUACUGAAUGUUUAUUUUCAUUAAUGAGUGACAAAUGCUCACGUGCACACUCAUGUACACACUGAUAACAUCACACUCGGCCACACAAAGACAAAAGCCCACCAGCAGGGGGGACCUAUUGUGUUCUGGUGUCAGCUCAAUGUGACCUCUGGCCAUGUGGCCAACAAUAACUAAUCUCAGUCGCUGACCAGGCAGCAAACAAAACACUGGCUGAGGCUGUCGCAGCCUCUGGCGGCACUCUACUCUGCACAGCACUAAACCAGCCACAGCAGCAGAACCAUCUGAGAACUCUCCCAGGAGAGAGGGAGCAAGAGAGGCAGAGAGAGAUGAGUCGAGGAUAAGAUCCAUAAUCCAUGCUGCGACUGCUGCAAAUCUGACAUUGGAAGGAAGAUUGGGGUUGCUUAGCUUUUUUUGUGUUAAAUCUAAAAUUGGGAAAGAAGAGAGAGAGAGCAAUAGCGAUAUGGUGUGAGAGAUGAAGAGAGAAAAGAAGAAAAGAAAAGAAAUUAAGCGAGGUAGUUGAAGAUCAUUUUAAAGGUGGUAGGAGACUGUCGGGAAAGGUUGCCAGUGCUUCUAUAUGGGUGUGUGUGUGCGCCAAAUGAGAGAGAAUCCGCCCGUUACCAGGCAGGGCCGGCCCUCAUCUCAGGUGGGAUGCAGUGGGAGCGCCUCAGCCACAGACGUGAGGGUAAGAAAUGACACACAUGCAGGCACACACACACGCUCAAAACAGAGACGGAUGCGGAGUACAAUGACUUGCGAGCCACCCACCGACCUGAGACAACCACAACAAAAGCAACGCACAGCAAACUGCAGCAGCAACAGCUCCACCAGCCCAUCCCUUGACAACCCAUGGCUCCAGCUCCCUGCGUGCGCCAGGCUUGACUCCCUGUUGGUUCCGGCUCGCCAUUUUUUGGCCAGGCGCUUAAUAUUUAACCUAUUCUUCAGCGAAAGGACCCCGGGCUCAACUGCAAUUAAGUACAGCCUAACCCUGGUCCUUUGCUGCCGGUGGUUGCGUGGUGUCCGUCCAGUGCUGGACUAUUAUGCUCCAGCUGGAAGGCGCAAAGUGCAGUUUCCUGUUCUGCCUGGGAAUAUGCAUGCUCAUCUGCUCGGUCAUCUACCUAAGGGUCAUGGCUGGCACAGAUCCCCAGGGUCAGAGUGGGCCCCAGGGCUGCAGGCCAUUCUCUAAGUACUGCCAAGCUUUCAUCCCCAGCACCAAGGGCUCACCAGCAUGGCAACGCCGUGACUGCCAGGUGGAGAGCUAUCUUCUGGGUAUGGGAAGUCGGGGUGGGGACCAGGACUGCUCCCGCCUGGUGAGGGAGCUUCACUUCAUCACCCGCCCGCUGAGCCGGGAGGAGGAAGACUACCCUCUGGCCUUCAUCCUCACUGUCCACAAGGAGCUGGAGCUGUUGGUGCGCCUGCUGCGGGCCAUCUACACGCCGCAGAAUGUCUACUGUGUCCACGUGGAUGCCAAGGCUCCGCGGGAGUACAGGGAAGCCGUGGAAAGCCUUGUGGGCUGCUUCCCCAAUGUGUUCCUGGCCAGCCACAGCGAGAUGGUGACCUACGCCGGCUUCUCACGGCUGCAGGCCGACAUCAACUGCAUGAGGGACCUGGCGGCAUCACCUGUGCCCUGGAGGAAGGUGCUCAACCUGUGCGGCCAGGACUUCCCCGUAAAGAGCAACCUGGAGCUGGUGCGCUACAUGCAGAGCAAGGAGUGGAGGGACAGGAACAUGACCCCGGGCAUCAAGCAGCCUGCGGCUAUGAGGCACCGGACUCAGCUGCAGUACAGGGAGGUCAGGGGCUCCCACGUGGCCCCCAAGCGCGGAGGCCCAAAGAAAGGUGCUCCGCCCCACAGGCUUCAGAUUUACUUUGGUACAGCCUACUACGCACUAACCAGGACCUUUGUGGAGUUUGUACUGAGGAGUCACGUGUCCAGAGACCUGCUAGAGUGGUCCAAAGACGCAUUCAGCCCAGAUGAGCACUACUGGGUGACGCUCAAUCACAUUAAAGAAGCGCCAGGGAGUCAUGUAGGAGGCGGCUGGGGUGGCGAGAUCCGGACAAUCAAAUGGAGGGACCAAGAGGGGACUGUACACAAUGGAUGCAAAGGCCGCUAUGUUAGGGACAUCUGCAUCUAUGGUCUGGAGGAUUUGCAGUGGAUCAUCGACAGAAACAGCAUGUUUGCCAACAAGUUCGAGAGCAAGGCCUUCCCAGAAGCUUUGGACUGCCUGGAGCAGUGGCACAGAGACAAGGUCCUGCAGCAAGCCAUGGUUCCCAUCCAGUCAUGGUGGCAACUUGCCACGCAAGGCAAUGCCACCUCUCUUUUCAAUGCCACGGUAGGACUUUGACGAGGCUGUGAGGUUCUUCCUGACCAAAAUGGAUGUAGUUCUCCAAUACUUGUUGGUUAUUGUAUCACUUCAGAGGGCUGUACUAAAGUGUGCUGCAAGUGCCUUGAUGCAUUUCUGUUGGUGCGUUUAGUUCAAAUCUCAAGAAAGUCACUGCAUGGACACGCAAUCAAAAGCUAAAUGACAAUUAUCUAACAUUCUUCUCCAUUCGUAGGAAACUGUUUGCGAGGUGAGCAGGGAAGACUUGUUAUUGACAUAUCUCAGUUGUCCUGAAAUGCUUUGUGGUAAAUUUAGGCUCUGUGUAUCAUUAAGAGGCACAGUGGCUGAGAGGAUGACGCAACCAUAAUCACUAAGGAAUUCACAAGUCUCCCCCCACGUCAAACAAGGACCUUUACUGACCUGUGGUGCACUUUGACAACAGAACCGCAUAGGCCACUGUACCAAAGACAUUUGUCAACCUUUACAGGCAGAAACAGACAGCUCUGUAGACAUUGUUGCUUAGAUGUGUUGUAACAACUGGCCACUGUACCUAAGGAAUUCGGCAAACCUUUACAAGGGAGAGCAACACACAGCUCUCUGGACAUGGCUGCUUAGAUGUGUGGUAACUUGAAUAUUGCCAUUUCAAAUUAUUUUUACACUCAAUUACAUGUUAAGAAUAAUCCAUUUAAAAGUAAACUAUUAAUACUGUGCGAUUGCCUAUUGCAAAUAAAGUAGCACUCAUUUUAUGACAGCUUUACAUAUGUUUGUCUGUGAUUGUUAUGUUGUAAAUGUGAACAUUUUAAGGUAACUUCAGAUAACUGACGUUUUUCUUGUACUGUACCCAAUGAUUUAUGAAAACUUGCUUGACGGGUCAAUGUCCUCAUUGUGGUUUCACAGUCUUGUUUAAUAUAUUAUGUACACACUUAAUUAGAAUACUUAUGAAAUACAAAUUGUUAUAUUUGGUAACAUAUGCUUGUUUUCCCUUAUACUCCAAUCCCAUUCGAAGAGGGUGAAAAUUAAAAACACUGACAAAAGCUCUGACGAAGGCCUUGAGGCUGAUACGUAAAGCUUAAUAAAAAGCAGUAAAAAGGUGUGAUUGUUAAAAGGUAAAAAUGUUGCGUGUGCUAAUCUUGACCAGUUAACAUUGUUUCCUAUUUGUUUUGCAAAUAAUACAAAAAUAGGUUACUCAUUAUUUAAAGUUACAUAAAAUGUCCCACUGUUCUUUGAUAAUUUCAACUACUGCUAAACGAUACCCUCUGAGCUUAGUACUGGCAAAGUACAACCGUAUAAUAGGGCAAAUAGGCCUAAACAUUUGCACUGACAUUAAAUAUUGUUACAUUGUGUAUGUUGUCAAUUUAAGAGAACAGGGUCCAAUAAAUGUGAAUUAGGGCAGGCAGUUAAGGUGUUCAACUGCCACUUUGACAUCAAACCAUAUUUCAAUUGACUUCAAAAAAUGUAACAUUAAGGGCUUGAAAGUGGAAAUCGUACAGCAUGCACAUUUUUCCCAAAACAUAUUUGUUGUUUGUUCACUGUAAAGGAAGUUUAGCUAUUCACUGAAAUUCCCAAAUGCUUUGAAUAUAUUAAACAUUUGUUAUAAAUUCA